UGUUACUUUAAAUUUGGAGGUGGGUUUUUUGUUAUUUUCCUAAUUGUUCUAACAUUUGGCACAAAUCAGUUUGUGAAGAGUUUAACGGAUAAAUUGCAAAGUAAAUGGAUAUCAACAGAACAAAAUAUUAUCAAUUUUGUUGAUAAAAAUAUGACUAAGAACAGCAAUUAUGACAAGGCUUUAGAAACUCGUUCUAGUAUGUUUUAUCUAUUUCCGAUUUGCACAGCUGUAAUGGCAGUUCUAAUAAUAACCAAAACUGCAGUAAUGUGUUUUUUAAUGGCUAGAAAAGCAUCAAUCAAUUUCCACAAUUUCAUGUUUACGAAAAUCACAAACGCUUCAAUGGAAUUUUUUGAUAGUAGAUUUGUGGGGAAUAUUUUAAACAGAUUUUCAGAAGAUUUGCUCUACCUUGACGAAAGAGUAACAUACUCGUGGUUUUUUAUUUUUGAAGGUUUUAUAGAAAUAAUUGGAAUAGCAAUUUUAAUGACAACUGUUAAUGUUACGUUUCUUAUUUGCUCCGUUAUCUUCGUUGUAGCACUUUUUCUAACGACUCUAUUUUACUUAAAAGUUACAAACACACUAAAACGGGUGGAAAUUUCAACCCAUAGUCCUCUAAUCGGUCACAUAAAUGCGACUUUUGAAGGACUAUCAACCGUAAAAGUAGCACAAGUUGAAGAUAUUCUUCAAAAAGAAUUCGAUCGACAUCAGGAUUUGUACACGUCUGCUUCCAUCGUCUACAUGUGUUGUUUCAGAGCUUUCGGAUUUGUCGUCCAUAUUUACAGUAGCCUAUUUUUAGCUUUUAUUGUUGUAUAUUUCCUCUUUAUAGACAAUGAUGCCGAUAUUGGAAAUGUCGGACUCGUAAUCACGCAAGCUAUACUUUUUAUAAGAACUAAAGAAACUGCUUUUCGCAAAUUCGCAAAGCUUGACAAUGAGAUGACAGCAGUGGAGCGAAUCAUCGAAUACACGAAACAAAAACAAGAAAAUAAACAAGGAAUGGCGGUGGAAAAGUGGCCAAAAUUUGGACAAAUCAAAUACGAAAACGUUAACUUUGCUUAUGACACUAAACAUAUUUUACAUAAUUUAAAUUUCACGAUCAAUUCGAACGAAAAAAUUGCUGUUGUUGGACGGACGGGAGCUGGAAAAACGUCUCUCAUUUCAACACUUUUGCGACUCUACAAGACUGAGGGAAAAAUAUUCAUCGAUGAUGUUGAUAUUGCAACCCUUCUGUUGGAUCUUCUCAGAGAAAACAUCCUAGUGGUGCCUCAAGACCCAUUUUUAUUCACUGGCACAAUUCGAGAAAACAUUGAUCUCAACGGAAUUUAUUCCGAUGAUGAAAUUUGGGAGGUGAUGGCAAAAGUUGGCUUAAAAAAUCGCUUUUCUACCCUAGAAGAUAAAAUUAGCAACAGCGAUGCAGAACUGAGUGUAGGCCAACAACAGUUGAUUUGCCUGGCUAGAGGCAUUAUUCGGAAAAACAAAAUUGCUGUUUUUGAUGAAGUUACAGCAAAUGUUGACUCUGAAACCGAAGAUACGAUUCAUAGAAUUAUUCAAGAAAAUUUUGAUUCGUGUACUGUGAUUAUGAUCACCCACAAGUUGCGUUUUGUUCAAGAAUGUGACAAAAUUAUGGUCAUAGAUAGAGGAAAUGUUGCAGAAUUUGACCGAUUCCAAAAGCUGUUGAAAGAUACAAGUGGGCUGUUUUACAACAUGUUCAACCCAACAAAGUAA
Messenger RNA from Tribolium madens (black flour beetle), 1719 nucleotides. Its product is annotated as probable multidrug resistance-associated protein lethal(2)03659. The record is from RefSeq and is a predicted model, not a curated record. Gene Ontology annotation, biological process: transmembrane transport. The coding region runs from base 151 to 1719 and encodes 522 amino acids. Gene Ontology annotation, cellular component: membrane. The transcript is spliced from 5 exons. Gene Ontology annotation, molecular function: ATP hydrolysis activity; ATP binding; ABC-type transporter activity. Lineage: Eukaryota; Metazoa; Arthropoda; Insecta; Coleoptera; Tenebrionidae.